AAUAUGACUACUGAAUUCAAAGAGGCCGAAGUCACAAACCUCAUUGCUGGAGAUACAUGGGGUCUGUGCACCACAGAGGCAUUUGGAAUGGGAAUGGAUGUACCGGACAUGACUUUGGUCAUUCAGUGGCGAGCAUCGUGCAAGUUGUCUGCCCUUUGGCAGCAGUUUGGUCGUGCAGCAAGAGACUGCACAUUGCAAGGGACUGCAUUGCUGUUUGCAGAAAAGGAGUAUUUUGACAAUGUACGUGAAGAUAAGUGCAAGCAUCAGGAGCAUAAAAAA
Messenger RNA from Suillus paluster, 279 nucleotides. RefSeq lists its product as uncharacterized. The transcript has 2 exons. The record is from RefSeq and is a predicted model, not a curated record. NCBI's taxonomy places the organism in Eukaryota, Fungi, Basidiomycota, Agaricomycetes, Boletales, Suillaceae. The annotation marks the transcript as partial.